Ostrea edulis (European flat oyster) is the source of this 2010-nucleotide messenger RNA. RefSeq lists its product as uncharacterized. Lineage: Eukaryota; Metazoa; Mollusca; Bivalvia; Ostreida; Ostreidae. The record is from RefSeq and is a predicted model, not a curated record. Bases 461 to 1726 code for a protein of 421 amino acids. The transcript is spliced from 4 exons.
CAUAACCAUACUUUAUGAAAUAUCUAAGAGAUAAUUGAUGGUUAAUUUAUGAAAUCUGAAUAUAGUAGAUAAAAGGUAUUCAAUUAAAACAAAGAAGAAAUCGUCAUAUAAAUGUAGAUUACUUUUUCAUAAAAUAAAGUGUAUAUUUAUAUAAAAUAUGAUGUUUGUGAUGUAUUUUGCACUAUAUAAUUGUGUUUAAAAUUUUGCAAGUAUCCUCCGUUCCGAGUUAAGAAUGCACACCUGGUAUUAGGCAUACCCCUCUUCUUACCGGGAAAUACCACGAUAUCCCUAUUACAAUUGGCGGAUCGCCGAAUUUUUGAGUGACGGGAGCAUUAGCCAAUCAGAGAGCUCCAUUUACACGCGCUUUCUGAAGCUAAGGACACGCCGCCAUUUUGCCCGACAACAAGCGAAAAUUCGACAUUUUAUCGGAUUGUUUACAUUGGUUUAUGACAACGCAAUUAUGGUGAAACGUUGCUGUUGGGACACUUGUAACACUGAUAGUAGAUACCCAGAUCGGCUUCAAGGAGAGAUAGUGUUCAUUCCUUUUCCAAAACCUGGAAGAAACUUGGAAAAAGCUAAGAGGUGGAUACGCUUGUGUGGUUGUCCCCAUUAUCAGUUAAAUGAAGAUAUACUCAAAGAAAGAGGGAAAGCGAAACAUUUAUACGUGUGUGCAAAGCAUUUUGUCAAUGACCAGCCAUCUGAGAUUCAUCCUGAUCCAGUGUCUGCAGUCAGUUAUGAUGCAUUGACACCAGCUCGAAAACCACCCACCAAAAGAGGGUCAAGUUCAGAAACGAGAACUACAUCUAAGCGACAGAUUUUGAUGGACAUUAGUACUGAUAUGAAUCAGCACAAUGAAGCUGGCAGUGAUGUGUUAAAGGCAUCAUCUGAAAUCCAACAUGUUUCAACGACUGCAACUACAAGUUCUCAAACAUCAGCAACAGAAAAUGUUAACCCAAUUCUUCCUGGUUGUAAUCCACUUGAAAUACUGGCCAUUAUUGCUGACAAUACUGCAUUAACUGAAGAGAAGGAAAAACUACUCCGAAUUAAUUUUGAGCUGCAACAACAAAAUUCAGGACGAUUUGGAUAUAAAAAACUGAAGGACACUGAUUAUCAGUAUUUUACAGGGUUUUCUAAAGACCGGUUCAAUGUUUUAUACUCAUUUUUAGUACCAACAGAAGAAGAUCCUAUUAUAUGGAGUAAAACUCUUAAAGGUGCAAAAUCGUUGUCAACAAAGGAUCAGCUCUUGCUUGUUUUGAUAAAACUGAGACAAAACUUUGACUUUAAACAUAUUUCAUAUUUGUUUGAUAUAUCUGUGCAAGACUGCAGUGCAAUAUUCACCCACUGGAUUAAUUUCAUGUUUUUUAGACUAGGUAGUGUAGAUAUAUGGCCUCAUCGUGAAGUAAUAAUCGAAAACAUGCCUGAAAAUUAUAAGAAAGAUUUUCCAGACACUUUCGUCAUUAUUGACUGUACGGAGUUAAAAGUACAAAAGCCCAGUUCUCUCAAUCGACAGAGUCAAUGUUAUUCUGACUAUAAGUCAUGCACAACUUUGAAAGGACUUGUGGGCAUAGAUCCAAGGGGGUCUGUAAUAUUUUCUUCCAUGUUAUUCUCUGGAUCAGUAUCUGAUAAAGUUAUUACAAAGGAGAGUGGCUUCCUAAAGUAUUGUCAGACCUUAAACAAUGUGGGAGAUUACAAAAUGGUGAUGGAGUUAUGGUGGACAAAGGGUUAAAUAUUGAAAAGGAAAUCGAAGCUAUUGGUCUUCGACUAAAUAUUCCACCUUUUGCGUCAUGUGCAACACAGAUGAAAGCUUCAGAGGUAACAGAAACUGUCAAAAUAGCCAAACAUCGUGUGCAUGUUGAACGGGCUAUUGCUCGUAUAAAACAGUUUAAAAUACUAUCGGGCAAAAUUAGUUUUUCUCUUUUUAGUAUUGUUGAUCAGAUAUGGUUAACUUGUUGUGUAUUGACCAAUUUUAUGUCAUAUUUAAUUCAAGAUAAAGAAAACUGCUAAACUUCA